Messenger RNA from Magnolia sinica, 856 nucleotides. RefSeq lists its product as uncharacterized. Lineage: Eukaryota; Viridiplantae; Streptophyta; Magnoliopsida; Magnoliales; Magnoliaceae. The coding region runs from base 239 to 655 and encodes 138 amino acids. The record is from RefSeq and is a predicted model, not a curated record. The transcript is spliced from 2 exons.
UUACUAAUACAGUCAUGUACUUGAUAUUUUGAUAGGUAAUAUUGAGAAGAUAUCAUUGAAUUACUGACUAUGAAUUAGAUUUCUACUGAUACACUUCAGAACUCAAAAAUAUAUUACUGGAUAACUUUGAUUUUGCUGCUUCUGAUUCGAUUUUUUACUGAUAAGCCUCUGUCCUAGAUUUUUUGCACUGAUUAUCUAGUUGUUUAUCAAUUACAGGGAAAUAAACCAAAAGUUUUACAUGGUUUUUGUGGGAAGAAACCCAAGAAUAUAUGACACGUGGGAGGAUUGCAAACGUCAGGUUCACCAAGUCAGUGGCUGCAAACACAAGUCCUUCAGAAGAUACGAAGAUGCCAUGAAUGCAUGGAAUCAUCACAAGGCUACAGUCUUCGAUGGAGCAGCUGGAAAUAAACCUCGCGGUGACAGUGUUCAUGCAUCACAUCAUCCGGCAACGAUGGAGACUAAGACAUGUGUACCUACUCUGGGAGAGCGAAUAGUAUUUGAUAAUAUGGGUUCAGAAGAUGUCGUACCUGAAAGAGUGGCAGCUGUUAUUAUUAGAGAUGAACUUCUCAUCGAUCGUUCGCUUAUUGGAUUGUUGCUUGGUCUGUUAAUAUUAUAUGCGGCUAUUAGGGAGUUUAUUUUAUCAUUAUCUAUGUGAGGAUCAGGAGAUAAUGAUUCCUGUUUGAAUCAUUCUCUCUUAAAGAUUCAGAAGUCUGUUUGAAAGUACCAAUGAUGGAUCAGAGUGAAUAGCCUUUUUUUUUUCUUUGAAACAUACCUUUGAAUUGAGUAUUCGAGUGACUUUCAGAUCGGGUCGUCAAUCUAAUCACGUGUUUUGCGCUUAUGAAGUUGUUAUUUUUUC